Messenger RNA from Didymella exigua CBS 183.55, 1130 nucleotides. RefSeq lists its product as uncharacterized. The transcript has a single exon. Bases 406 to 816 code for a protein of 136 amino acids. NCBI's taxonomy places the organism in Eukaryota, Fungi, Ascomycota, Dothideomycetes, Pleosporales, Didymellaceae. The record is from RefSeq and is a predicted model, not a curated record.
CUCCAUCACCUUGAAUCUUGUUCGUAUCAAGACCAAAGGUUCUGCCGAUCCAUAUUUGAACUUCGCGUCUUUCAUUAUCUCCCGUUUCUCAGUACUUCAUCGUCGUCCGUUCACAAUGUUCGCCAUUCGCAAAUGCCAGCUCACGCACUACGGAAUCGGCAUCGAGUCUGAUGCCCCCCCUCCCCCCAGCCCGUCAAGAAAGUAUGCGCAGCUCGCAAACCUGCAGCUGGCGAACCUUCGAUCACAAAAUAUAUUUAGUACGAAAAGAAAGAGCCCAAGAAGUUUGUCGCCCAUGCAUUCGCCUUCAUCGAGAAAAAAGAGCUCGUCUCCCAAGCCCCAGCAUCAAUCAAGAAAGCCACGCUCGCGCGUCUCAACGUAUUCGGCCUUGAAACACAAGCAUCCAAUAUGGCGUCAAGGGUGAGAAAUAUCUGGAUGUCGCUAGCCGAAGCUACAGAAGACUCUCGACGCCCAUCGACGACUUCCGAUGACAUCAGCAACCGCGUUACACUUCUCCUAGACGAGGUCAGGACGACAAUACUUACUUUCACCGAGAACGGAAGGGUCGAGAUCGCGUGUAAUCUCGUCAUCAGGUUGCAGCAACUGUCUUACGGCGAGAGGGACUCUGAUCCAGUCGCCGAUGACCUGCUGAUUGAGCUUGCGAACGAGAGAAAGGCGGCAAGUGAAGAGUGGGAUUUGGUCUCUGAAUUGCGGGACCUGGAGGAGCGACAUGACUACUUGAAGGGGUAUGGAAUCGAGACGUAUUCCCCAAAGUUGAUCUCGAUGUGCAAGAUGUGGGGAACAAAAGGGAUACCUUGAGCUUGGCAGACAACAUUGAAGCCAUAAUGCAGCAGACCACUUGCAACACAUCCUUCCCCAUGACCGCAACAUAAUCAUUCGGCAAACUUCUUGUUUGCUGGCAGUAAUCUCGUUGCUUUUCCUGUCCAGUACUUCGCAUCUAACCUAACCUUCUAGUCGUGGUAUCGCUCGCUAAAUCGCAUGCAAGAAAACACAAACUCUCUCCUCGUCAGCCUUCCCACUCGUCUACUCCCGCGCCCUCUCCUUCCCCUUUCCCUUCGAACUCCUCAUAACCAUCGCAUCAGCAUCCUCCUCCUGCACACUCUCCACAGUCG